AUGAAGACGGCACCUGCCAGUGCGAAGGCGAAGCCGAAGGCAAAAUCGGGGGCUAAGAAAGCCAAGGCCAAAGCGGCACCUGGGAAAAAGAAUGUGGUAUCUAGUCCGAUGAAAUCCAUGAAAGUUGCCAGUCCCAAAGCAAGUCCUAUGAAAGCAAGUCCCAUGAAAGCAAGUCCUGUCAAAAAGAAAUCAAAGAGCACACCAGAGAAGAAAAAGAGCCCAAAGAAAAAACGUGAAGAGAAGGGAAGCGGAAGCGAAGAUGAAGAAACAAAGAAAGUAAGAGCAGCAAGGAAAAAUGCUCACCGGUUGUACAUGAAGUUUUACCGCUCUGUGAACAGCAAAGCUGAGCAGCAGACCUUAUACGAGGACUAUUUGAAACACAAUGGCAAUUGGAAAAAAGAUUUGGAGCAGUACCUCAUCCUCACAGAAGACGAGGAAAUCGCUGAAGAUGAAGACCUGAUGACGGACAUGUUUCAGUGCCGGGAGUCGGGUGGUCAGGAUGACAGCAGCACUGACGAGGGUUCUGAUAGCAAGUCCACUGACAGCACGUCGUCAGAUGAUAAGAAGAAGAAGAAAAAAAAGAAGGGUAAGUCUAAGUCUAAGGGUAAGAAUGCAAAGUCAAAGAAGUCAAAGAAAUCGAAGAAGAAUAAGAAAAAGAAAGGAAAGAAGUCCGAAAGUGAAGAUGAGGAAACAAAGAAGAUUCGAGAGAUGGAAAAGAAAGCACGAAAGGCAUAUAUGCAUGGAUGA
Molecule: messenger RNA, 747 nt
Organism: Cladocopium goreaui
Lineage: Eukaryota; Dinophyceae; Suessiales; Symbiodiniaceae
Source: the annotation of a GenBank genome assembly